Molecule: messenger RNA, 4389 nt
Organism: Fundulus heteroclitus (mummichog)
Lineage: Eukaryota; Metazoa; Chordata; Actinopteri; Cyprinodontiformes; Fundulidae
Product: NACHT, LRR and PYD domains-containing protein 12-like
Exons: 9
Coding region: 99-2744 (881 amino acids)
Molecular function (GO): protein binding
Source: RefSeq, a predicted model, not a curated record
GAUCAGUAAUCAGAAGCUCAGGCUCCAUUUUGUCUCAGAAGAACAAGUGGAUUAAAACAAGUCUGUGUCAGAAUUAAAGGCUGACUGAAGUCUAGAAGAUGGAGGACAGAGCAGAACCUCCAGGAUCCAGCAGUCCGUCUAUGAGGAGUGACUGGUCCAAAGGAAGACCUCCAGUCUUCAGUGAAGAACCUGGACUCUCAGAAGGUCAGAACCACAGACAGAGAGCAGAACCUCCAGGACCCAGCUGUCUGUCUAUGAGGAGUGACUGGUCCAAAGGAAGACCUCCAGUCUUCAGUGAAGAACCUGGACCCUCAGACUCAGAACCAGGACCUGGACUGCUGGCAGCCAAUCAGAGCAGCUGUGCUCCAGGUGAGACUGAACAUCUCCAAUCAGAACUUCCUUCUAUCAUCUCUAGUCUGCAGGAGGUUCUAGAGGAACAUAAGAUCAGUCUGAGGAGGAGAUGUGAAUGUGUGACUGAAGGAAGUGAUGAACCAGGAAGUAGAACCCUCCUGAACAGGAUCUACACUGAUCUCUACAUCACAGAGGGACAGAGUGAAGAGGUUAAUAGCCAACAUGAGGUGAAGCAGCUGGAGAGAGCUUCCAGGAUCCAGAACCUUGAUGACUCUCCAAUCAGGUGCCACGACAUCUUUAAAGCCUCACCUGGCCAACAUGGAGUCAUCAGAGUGGUUCUGACCAACGGCGUCGCUGGUGUUGGAAAAACCUUCUCAGUGCAGAAGUUCACUCUGGACUGGGCCGAGGGCUUGGAGAACCAAGAUGUCCGUGUGGUGGUUCUGCUGUCGUUCAGGGAGCUGAACCUGAUCAGAGGUGAGCAGCACAGUCUUCUCACGCUGCUCCAUGUUUUCCAUCCAACCCUCCAGAAGCUCCCAGCAGAGCAGCUGGCUGCCCACAAACUUCUCUUCAUCUUUGACGGCCUGGAUGAAAGCAGACUUUCUCUGGACUUCAGCCACAGUCGGCUGGUUUCUGACGUCACACAGAAGUCAUCAGUCGACGUUCUGCUGACAAACCUCAUCAAGGGGAACCUGCUUCCCUCGGCACUGGUCUGGAUCACCUCCAGACCUGCAGCGGCCAAUCAGAUCCCUCCUGCAUGUGUUGCCAGGGUAACAGAGGUACGAGGCUUCAGCGACGCCCAGAAGGAGGAGUACUUCAGGAGGAGGUUCAGUGAUGAAGAGCUGUCCAGCAGAAUCAUCUCCCACAUCAAGACCUCCAGGAGCCUCCACAUCAUGUGUGGAAUCCCAGUCUUCUGCUGGAUCACUGCUACGGUUCUGGAGAACAUGUUGACCACAGAGCAGAGAGGAGAGCUGCCCAAGACCAUGACUGACAUGUACUCUCACUUCCUGCUGGUCCAGACCAGGAGGAAGAAGAACAAGUACCAUGGAGGACAUGGGAGGAGUCCACAGGAGCUGAUGGAGGCUGACAGGGAAGUUCUCCUGAAGCUGGGGAGGCUGGCGUUAGAACAUCUAGAGAAAGGAAACAUCAUGUUCUACCAAGAAGACCUGGAGCAGUGUGGUCUGGAUGUCACAGAGGCCUCGGUGUACUCAGGAGUUUGUACAGAGAUCUUCAAGAGAGAGAGCGUGAUCUUCCAAGAAGCAGUCUACUGCUUUGUUCAUCUGAGCAUUCAGGAGUUUCUGGCUGCAGUCUACAUGUUCCACUGCUUCACCAGCAGGAACACACAGGUGGUGGAGAACUUCCUGGGACAAAAAUACAGUAAAACAUCUCUGGAUGACUUCCUGAAGAGAAUCAUGGAGAAAUCCCUCAAAAGUAAAAAUGGCCACCUGGACCUGUUUGCUCGCUUCCUUCAUGGCCUCUCUGUGGAGUCCAACCAGAGACUCUUAGGAGCCCUGCUGGGUCAGACAGAGAACAGUCCAGGAACCAUCCAGAGAGUCAUCGACAACCUGAAGGAGAUGAACACUGUUGAUGAAAUCUCUCCUGACAGAAGCAUCAACAUCUUCCACUGUCUGAUGGAGAUGAAGGACCUCUCAGUUUAUCAGGAGAUCCAGCAGUUCCUGAAAUCAGAGAACAGAUCAGAGAAGCUCUCUUUGUUCCAGUGCUCAGCUCUGGCCUACAUGCUGCAGAUGUCAGAGGAGGUUCUGGAUGAGUUGGACCUGGAGAAGUACAACACAUCAGAAGCAGGACGACGGAGACUGGUUCCAGCUGUGAGGAACUGCAGAAAGGCUCGACUAGUGGGCUGUUACCUCUCACGGACUGAAUGUGAAGUUGUGACCUCAGCACUGAAGUCCAACCCCUCCCUGACUGACCUGGAAAUAGAUCAGAUCUAUGAUGGAGGGAGAACCAUUGGAGACUCUGAGAUGAAGCGUCUCUGUGAGAUCCUGGAGACUCCAUUCUGUAAAGUAAAGAAGCUGAGAUUGAUACGCUGCAGUUUGUCAGAGAUCAGCUGUGAACAUCUGUUCUCUGCCCUGAAGUCCAACCCGUCCCAUCUGACAGACCUGGACCUGAGCGUCAACGACCUGAAAGAUGGUGGAGUGAAGGAGCUCUGCGGUUUCCUCCAGACUCCCCUCUGCAAACUACAGGCACUGAGUUUGUGGGAAUGCAGGUUGUCAAAGAUCAGCUGUGAUCAUCUGGUAAUGGCGCUGAAGUCCAACCCGUCCCAUCUGACAGAACUGGACCUGAGAUACAACAACCUGGAGGAUUCAGAUGUUCAGCAGCUGCAGGAUCUUGUAAAGAGUCCAAACUACAAACUGAAAUCUGUGGAGUGGUGGCCCUGAUGAUCUUAGUAGAGGAGAGAAGCCGAGCUGUCCUGAUGAUCCAGAGGUUGAAGCUGCAGCAGUUUGAGUUUAAAGAGACUCUGACUGGAUCCUGAUGAUGAACUCUGAGUUUAGAGAUUUUGAUCCUGUUCAUCUGAUCAUGUCUGUCAUUUAGUGUCUGAUAUUGUUUGUAGUAGUUUAGUUUAAUCGAUCUUCAACACAAAAUGUUAUAGUCAACCACCGGUCAACAGUCAGAGUUCAAUUGCCUCAAUUUAAUUUGAAUUCAAAUCAAAAGUUUUAUAAAGAUCAUAAAGAUGUGGAGUGAAGCCAUUCAGGUUAUGAGUGCCAACACUUUAAUCCUUAAUUUUUGGUAACAAUUAAAGCUCUUUAAAAUUUCAAUGUAACAGAUACUUACAGAUACCACUUUCUAUUAAUGUAUACAUGAAAUGGAUACAUACACACUUUUCAUUCACUCUUUUUCUUUUUUCUCCUUCCCGCUAAUUUUACCUUGUUUUCUGAGGACCAAUAAUCAAGUUUUCUGUAAUUCUCUAUAAAGUUAAAUUAGCACAUUUAAAAAAUAUAUAUAAUUAUUUUAUAACACUUAAGUUGAUCAUCAAGGGAAUUCGUCUGCUGGAUUUACAUCUUUUUAAACUUGUCCCCAGCUUUGUGUCAAAUACGAGUACGUCUGAGACUGGAACUGGAUUUUUUAGUCUGAACAACUGUUUGAUACAGCAGGGAAAGGUGGCCCUGUCUAUAUCAACGACAUUAUUGAUUGGUUGUUCUGAUAAUUACUACAAUUACAAUAAUUUCCUUUCUUAAACAAUAUUUAUGAAAAAGAGCUGUUAUUUUUGAGCAGUCUAUUAUCCAAUACAUUUUUAUUACUUGGUUGUGCAGUUUAAAUUUUAAAUUUCAUUUAUUUUGAAAUAAAUCAUUUUUUUAAAAUUUUGUGACAAAGUAGGCCAAGCACUGACAAGGAAGGUGUUUAAUGUAUCAUUUAUUGCCUCAGUUUCAGCAAUAAUGUGGUUAUCAGUAAAUUCAUUUGGACAUUCAUUCUUUUUUGUCCCAUUUCUAAUGAAACCAUUUAAUACUUUCAAGGCACCUUUGAUGUUGCGCUUGUUCUGCUUCAGCAUUUUAUGGUAAUAGGAGCAUUUAUUAAAUCUUAUUAUUUGAGUUAAGUUUUUAUAAAUAUUGUACCUUGUUGUUUGUUCUUCUUUUUAAAAUAUAAUCUGUAUAGAUAUUUCUUUCUGCAGGCCUUACCUCUACUCUUAGAAAUCCAUGGUUUGCUGGUCUAGUUGCAUCUUUGAUUUAUUUUGCAUAUGUUAUAUAUUUUUAUGCUUCUCAUAUAGUACAAUAAAGAGUUACACCCCCCCACGUUUGGGCAUCCAUGUCAGCCUUAAGCAAAGCAAUAGCUUAUCAGAGUAUCCUGUGCUAAUUCCCUAAUUGAUUUGUGAAUAUAUCUAUUAAGGUAGAUGGGUUGGCUGUAAAUUAAGUAGAUUUAACAAUAAGUUUGUCUCUUUGGACCAAUGAAGAUGAAAACUAAAACUAAGCUGCAUUUAGUGGCUACGUGUAGAUUUGACCUAAAAUUGAUGAAAAUGUAAAGUUCAUCUAUCUCUGUGAUUCAUUUUCAGCCUGUAACAAAAAAAAACAGAAAUAAAGCUCUUAUUCA